CUGGUGAGGAGCCGCGCGGACCGCGCCAGACCCAGACGGAUCCUCGCGGCGGUGGCAGCGACAGCAACAGGCGGCGGGCCCGGCGGAGCUCCACGGCCCCGCGCCGCCGCCUCUUCCCCGCCGCAUGGACGAGCACCUCAGCCUCCUGCGCUCGCCGCCGCCGCCCUCCGCCCGCCACCGCGCCCACCCUGCGCAGCCCCCAGCGAGCGGCGGCUGCGGCGCCCACACGCUGGUGAACCCCGGCUACGCCGAGCCCGCCGCAGGCCCCGAGCUGCCGCGCGACAUGACGGUGGUGCCCGGGGACCACCUGCUGGAGCCCGAGGCUGCCGACGGCGGCGGGGGCCCGCCUCAGGGCGGCUGUGGCGGCGGUGGCGGCUGCGACCGCUACGAGCCGCUGCCGCCCGCGCUGCCGGCCGCCGGGGAGCAGGACUGCUGCGGGGAGCGCGUGGUGAUCAACAUCUCGGGGCUGCGCUUCGAGACGCAGCUCAAGACCCUCUGCCAGUUCCCGGAGACGCUGCUGGGCGACCCCAAGCGGCGCAUGCGGUACUUCGACCCGCUCCGCAACGAGUACUUCUUCGACCGCAACCGGCCCAGCUUCGACGCCAUCCUCUACUACUACCAGUCCGGGGGCCGCAUCCGCCGGCCGGUCAACGUGCCCAUCGACAUCUUCUCCGAGGAGAUCCGCUUCUACCAGCUGGGCGAGGAGGCCAUGGAGAAGUUCCGCGAGGAUGAGGGCUUCCUGCGGGAGGAGGAGCGGCCCCUGCCCCGCCGCGACUUCCAGCGCCAGGUGUGGCUGCUCUUCGAGUACCCGGAGAGCUCGGGGCCGGCCCGGGGCAUCGCCAUCGUGUCCGUGCUCGUCAUCCUCAUCUCCAUCGUUAUCUUCUGCCUGGAGACGCUGCCCGAGUUCCGCGACGAGAAGGACUACCCCUCCUCGCCGUCGCAGGAGCUGUCCGAGGCGGCCGGCAACAGCACGUCGGCAGCCCCCGCUGGAGCCUCCAGCUUUUCGGACCCCUUCUUCGUGGUGGAGACCCUGUGCAUCAUCUGGUUCUCCUUUGAGCUGCUGGUGCGGUUCUUCGCCUGCCCCAGCAAAGCCACCUUCUCCCGAAAUAUCAUGAACCUGAUAGACAUCGUGGCCAUCAUCCCUUAUUUCAUCACUCUGGGCACUGAGCUGGCUGAGCGACAGGGCAAUGGACAGCAAGCCAUGUCCCUGGCCAUCUUGAGGGUCAUCCGCCUGGUGAGGGUCUUCCGCAUCUUCAAGCUCUCUCGCCACUCCAAGGGGCUGCAGAUCCUGGGGCAGACGCUGAAGGCUUCCAUGCGGGAGUUGGGGUUGCUCAUCUUCUUCCUCUUUAUUGGGGUCAUCCUUUUCUCCAGCGCCGUCUACUUUGCCGAGGCAGACGACCCCACUUCAGGUUUUAGCAGUAUCCCGGAUGCCUUCUGGUGGGCAGUGGUAACCAUGACAACAGUAGGUUACGGUGAUAUGCACCCAGUGACCAUAGGGGGUAAGAUUGUGGGGUCACUCUGCGCCAUCGCUGGUGUCCUGACCAUUGCUUUGCCCGUCCCUGUGAUUGUUUCCAACUUCAAUUACUUCUACCACCGGGAGACCGAAGGGGAAGAGCAAGCCCAGUACAUGCACGUGGGAAGUUGCCAGCACCUCUCCCCUUCUGCCGAGGAGCUCCGAAAAGCAAGGAGUAACUCGACUCUGAGUAAGUCGGAGUAUAUGGUGAUCGAAGAGGGGGGUAUGAACCAUAGCGCUUUCCCCCAGACCCCCUUCAAAACGGGCAAUUCCACUGCCACCUGCACGACGAACAAUAAUCCCAACUCCUGUGUCAACAUCAAAAAGAUAUUUACCGAUGUUUAAUCUAUGAUCCAAGUGACAUGCUGUGCUCAGUAUUAUGUGGAACGUGCCCCCUUGGUCUGUGUAUGCCCUUGUUUUAUACAUUUCCAGGCCAUUCAUCAAGGAAAGGACAUGAAGAAGUGGAAAGCACACUUCAUUCUCCCUCACCCUACUGCUUCAUACUGAAACAGGUGUCUGUUUUGCAAGUGGGCUGCAUUCUCUCAGCUCUCCUUUUUUUUUCCCCUCUCCCUCUCUCUCUUAAUAUUGCAAGCAACAGACUUACUUUAAACUUGAUUUCUAGUACAAAUCCUGUUUAAAAAAAUAAAAACUGUACAUCCUGGGAGGAAAUGAAACUAGAGAACGGUUAGAGUAACUGUUUAACCUCAGAAUUAUUUGUUGCUUUACUAAGUAAAGCAGGCACAUAUUUAAACGGUGCUUCAGUUUGAUGGACCCGUCAGCAUUAUUGAAUCUUUAGUUCAAUUGCCUGUGCUGUGGAUAUGUGGAUGGAAAGUCUAAUGACUUGUAAACCCACCAUAAGUUCAUUUGGUUUUGACUAGAAUUUCUAUUGGAAACUCCCCUCCUGGAAUUUACACUUCUCUACAACUUUGAACAAAGGGGAAUGCCUGAGAUGUCCUGAUCUAAUAUAGUUUAACUCUUUGGGGCUUGUUAAGCAUUUGGAAGUAUUAGACUAACAGAUUUCCUGUGAAGUUGUGUGUGUGUUCCAGCCGACAUCUAUCAAAGUCUAGAAACAGAUGUUUUCAGUGCUGCUGAGAGAAACAAAAUUUCCUAAUGCAUCUGAGAGAUAAGCUUCUGCAGUAUCACAAGAAGAUUAAAGUGGCAGACACUCCUUCCAGCGGAAGUUACUAAUUCGGACCUGACUGAUGCAGUUCCCAUAGCAACCCAUGUUUCCUGGGAAACCCGAAAAAGGUUGUCAUGGCAUCUCUUGCUCUCUAGCCCCGCCCCCUAGCCCCUGCCUUUUUCACAGUAAUCUUUCCAGAUGUUUUCUAGUUACAUGAUUUCAUAAGGAAAAUCACUGUUUGAAUAAAGUCUGAGAAUCUGAGGUGGUGAUAUGAAUCACAAAAUGCCUAUUUUUUUACUACAAAAAAAAUCACUGAUAUCAUUCUAUAAUGACUGAAUCCAGAAUGAAAAUAUCGUCUUUGGAAUGGUUAGAUGUGCACCACAAUAAGGAAUGAUUUGAAUUAAAUGCCAGUAAUUAGGCAAUAAUUUUAAAAGAUGCUUCUCUACUGUUUCCUUUCUCCAAGAAGUUUCAAGCCAACAAAUGAAAUUUAAAAGCAAAUUUAAAAGUGUUCUGUACAUAAGCAAAUGAAAGAUUCAAUCAGUGCACCUGAAACUUUACUGCAAGGGACCUUCAGACUUCCUCUUUAAAAUAAAAUCCAGAUCCCACAACAGCACUGUUACCAUCACAGCACUUGAAAAACAAAGUAAACUUUAAAAAUAUAAAGGAUGCAUAUUUUUAACUGAGGGAAUUGCAGACAAUCAAUUCAAAGGAGGGACGGGAAGUAACCAAAUCUUGGGGAAAUUCCUGCAAGUUUCAGCCAUAUGCCAGGGGUUGCCAGAAGACAAACAGAAUCAGAUGCCUGAAGAGCCCCACGUAAAGAACUGUAGAGCUGCACCCACCAGUAGGAUGCUCUUUUUUAAGUUGCCUAGAUCGAGAACGCAGUGUUGGUUGCAUCGCUGAUGGGCGGGGAUCUGUCUGCCAGCACAUAUUUUUGUUUCAGUUGACAUUAAAUAACAUGUCUGUAACGAAUGCUUUAUAUAAAGGAAACACCUCUGAAGCUGGAGGAUUCUCUUCAAAUUGUGUGCAAUAUAAAAGAUACUGAUAAAGAGAUAAAGGAGAACGGUAAAAAUAUUAAGGUAUCAUUUCAACCUUAUGACAUUUUGAUGAAAUCUAAUCAUCCAAAAACUAAUCAGUACUGCUGAUAAAGAAAACCUAAAUGUUUGUUUCCAACAAGCCAACUGUUACCAUUUUCUUUUUUCAGCUAAUUACUGGACUAUGUUUAAUCAUGAGAUACAUUAAUGUUAUCUUCUAUGUUCUGCGUUAUGUGCAACUUUAUUUGUGAAGGUGUGUCUUGUACCAAAGGCUGUCAUAUGUAGAUUAGCCCAUUUCCAUGUAAAUGAGUGAAGUCGACACUGUGCUCAGAUAAGUGGUAUCAAAGACAGACUUGCCUAAAAGAAAUGUGCCUUGCUUGCUUAAACAUCCUUUUAUUUUUUGAUUCAAAAUGAUAGAUUUGCAAAUUAGUCUUAUAGCUAGGUUUUAGCUGAGCUUAACUUAUAAAAUAUAUAUUAGUACUUAUUAUAUGUUUAAGUUGUCUAUCUUAACUAAAAUUUUAACAUUAGUUGUACUUUCCAGCAGUUUAAUAUAAUAUACUCAUUCAGUUUAGUUUUCAUGCAAUGUUUGGUGUGGCGAGACAAAGCACAUUCUUAAAGACAUAUAUAAUAUUUCAUCUAAUAUUAAUAGAAUUUUCUUCAAAAUUGUUUCUGUAAAAGAUUUCUUGACUCAUUUUCUAUUUUUAUAUUCUUUUAGAAUUGGAACUUUUUUCAAUUGAAAAACAGGAAAGGUUUAGUUGGAACCAAGAUUUAGGAGGUCAUGAAGACGGUUUCCCAUUUGGGGAUGUUUCACUUCCGUGCCAUUAUUAAUGUAUUUACUGUGACAUUUCAGCAGAAUGGUAGCUAUUUGUAUAUUAUUUAAUAAGCCUUAUGGAAAGUCAAACUGUGAACAUUUACUAUAAAGAAGACUUUUUCAUUUCCAUAUUUUAUUUUCAAAAUAUACCUGAAUAAAUGUAUAAAUAACCAAUCUCCUAUUAGUCAAAUGCAUAACAAUGCUAAGUCAUAAUAAAAGCACUUGUAGGAUUUCAAUUACUAUCAAAAUGUUCCAGUAGCAAAGCCAAGAUUGUGAUACUUUUGAUGCCCUGUAGAAGGAAAUACAGGUGAAGAAUUUCAUUGUUAAUAUCUAAGAAUCAGUAACAGAAACAAUCUUAUACCACCUAGGAACAAAACAGAUGGAUAAGAGAUACAAUCCAGGUAACUUUCUUUGAGGCAAUGUCUACUAUGAAUUUUGCACAACCUGCUGGUAAUUUCUCUGUGGUCAAAACUUUGAGACCAAAUCAGUCUAGGAAAGUGACGUAAAAGAGUGACAAGUAUCUCAGAUUUGAGCAAUGUGAACCUCCAAUCUGGAUGAUUUGUGAUUAAAGUGAAAAUAUAGCGACCACUGUUUUUUGUUCUGUGUCAGCCUGUGUAGUACAGACGCUGGCCCAGAGAAUAGUCCAUCCAUUCCAGCGACCUUAAUACUCAUAACUGAUGAUCACAGCCUGGUCAGCAGUCAAGUAAUUCACAUCAGCUGUUGGGAUGUUGAAACAAACCAGUUAACUGUCCCAUAGGAGGUCUUAGACAUUCAGAUGUUUCAGUAAGGAUCAGCAGGUGUUACAAAAAUAGAGACAGGAACUACCUUUAUAAAACACCAAUGACACUUUAAGCAUUAUAGUAUAUUUAAUAUCAUAUCUGCAUUAUUAUUACAGGCUACAGUCUCAUAUAAAGACAAAACCUGGACUUUUGCAAUAAAAGCACAGAGUAGUACCAGAUAAGUAAACUGCCAUAUUCAAUAUGGUUCACUGAAUAGGUAGUAAAAUAGUAUUGGUGUAGAUGUCAGGAGACCAGAAUUCUUACCCACUUUCUAUCCAUGAGACCCUAGAUAAGUCACUUACCAUUGCUAGGCUUCAGUUUCCUCAAUUGCAAAAUGGGUGUGCUGGGUUAAAUAAUCUCCACCGCCCCUUUCCAGACCCCAGAUCUUCAUUAUACACAUUUGAAAAGGCUUUGAAGAAUACUUAAGUACUCAGAUUUUCUUAUGCAUUUCUGAAGGAAAGAGUAAACUGAAAUAAAAUUUAAGCCUUGAAAGUGUCAUAAAUAUAUCAUUCUUUAAAUUGAUCGUGAGAAGAAGAAAUAGGAUUUUUUUCUCCUCUAAGAAUUGUCACUGGUCUAUAGUGGAAUCCUGAAAAAGUAGGAAACUCACUCUGCAGAGUGGAAACAGAUUAAUGAAAUAGCUGGAAAGGAAGGGACAUUAUUUGUUAAAUUAAAUUAGAUCUUAAGGUGGUUGGAAAUUGUACAUGAAAUGCUAAAACAGUACCAGAGCUUUACUGCACACUCAACAUUAUAAUCCUAGGAGCAGGAGAAGCUGGGAAAAGGUUCGAGGGACAGGAGUGUUUGCCUUAUGAUCUCUUGAUUCCUUUUGCACAAGCAGCAGUUUGGCAGAGCUUAAGCAGGUGUCUGUGCUUUAGUGCUGGCUGUGCCAAUAACGCUCAUGUGCCCCAGGAAAGUCCCUUUAACCUCUCUGAGCCUCAGUUUCUUUAUCUGUACAGUGAAGACUUUAAAUUUAGUAAUCUGUAUGUUUCUUUACAUCUUUGAAAAUUCUAUAACAUUUUCAGUGCUUCCCUCCAGUCACUUAGAUGCCACAUGUCCCUACUCAUGUGACUAAAUAGACUGCAAAUCCCAAUGUUCAUAUUUCUAAUGUUGCUAAUUAACCUCAACGAGACGUGAAAAAUGUAAACCUUACUUUUAAUUUGGACGAUGCUUUAAUCAUCAUGAUUUAUCAUUUCAUCUUUGAAUGUGGAGUUAGUUGUCUAAAUAAAAUAUCUGUUCAAGUGAACCUCUAUUUAAAUUUUUGUAGUUUAAUAAACACUUAGCAAAUCAGAAUUAAAUAUAAUAUGCUUGCCAGUGAACUGUAGCUGAUUGUAAGGUGCAUUUUUGUCACAUUAAAAGGUUAAUGCCCCUUUGGUCCCAGAAGCAAUGGCUAUAAUUAAAAUAAUAUUCACAAAGUUUUGUAAAUUUUUGUGAACACAAAAGAGACCUGAUAGAGCCGUAUUGUAAUUAAUUUUGCUCAGGAGUGAGAAACAAAAUUCAGGGAUAACCCAAACACUUCUGUUUGGCUUUAGUGGACAGUUGGAAAAAGAAGGGUUAUAGGUUUGGCACAACAUAGGUAAUUAUACCCACUGAAAAACAAGAGUAUAUUCUGGUUGCUGGUUUUAUGGUAGAAAGAGUUUAGGAUAGAAAGAUGCUAAAAUAUGGACACUAGGGAAAUUGAUAAAAUGAUAGCAGUCCAUUUGAAUAAUACAGAAAUAUUUUGUCAUACUGAGAUUAUUCAUCAAGAGUUUUAGUCUUAUAUCCUUCCAUUCAGAAAAGGGGGCAGUUUUUAAAGGCCUCUAUCAUAAUAGGAAAUGUAUAUUUUGACUAGUGGAGCAAUUCCUGGAAACAUUUAAUCUGAUAAUUUUGGUUUUGUGAAGGUGAAUUUUCACUGUAGGUGUAAUUGAGUCUCUUGUGUAUUUGUGUUAGUGAUCUUUGUGAGAAGUAAUUUUAUCCAUUUUUUUAAAAGUUGAUGAAAUUUGCUAAAUGGUGAUUCUAGCAUACUGUGUAAAUAUUGUAUCUUACAACAAUUUGUGAACUGAUGAUACUAAAACCAUAGUAGUAUCUCUCCUGGUAAAUUGUUUCCAUGGUGUGGUCUCUUAAUGCUGGGUUUGGGGUGGGGAGGUUAAGUAUUUAGUUUACUUAAAAUUGUCAAAAGUGUUUUUCCGAAAUGCCAUAAAAUUGUAUGAUUAUAAACCAAAUAGGAAUAUUCUCUUUUUCUUUUUUCAAUUUUAAGGGCACUGUAUAGACCAUUUUUGGAAUUACCCCAUAAAAUGGUAUAAUUUCUGUUGAAAAGUUUCUGCAUAUAAAUACAAGGGAAAGCAAACAGUGUAUGUAGUAUUUCUAUGUAAUAUGCUAAAUGUAAUAAGAAUCCGUCUUUGAAAUCUUAUACAGAUAGAUAGUAAUUAUGCCGAUAUCAGAAUAUCCAAUACAACACUUCAGGUUUUUCAUAGAAAUGUCUAACAUUUGUUUAUUAUCUCAUACUUUGCAGAGAUUAUUCACAUAUCUUAUUUAAUCUUUAAAAUAUCCACUUGAGGUAAUAAUACUAUAUGCAGUUUAGAGAGUAAACAACUAAGGUUUAGAAAGAUCAGGUGACUUCCCCAACAUCAUAUGGCCAGCAAAUGGCUCUAAAUCUCAUUUGCUUUACACUAUUCUCCCUCCUUCAUGUUUUUUUUUUCCCUAUCGCUGCCAUUAUCUUUAAAACUUUGAGUAAAACCUAAUUCUAAAUGAUACAUUGGGAAAUUUCAGGUUUUAGCUACAAGGCAUUUUUGCUGUUACUGUCAGACCUUUUUAGAUACUUCCAAAAUACAGUCCAGUCCUUCCACAGGAUGACAGCCAAAUAUUUUCCAUCUAAAACAUAUUCAGUCCAUACACCCUGACCACAGACCCUAAAUCUAUAUGAUGUCAAAAUGCCAGACUGAAAAAUUACCUUCUUUACUGAUGUUUCUAAUUUCCUUUUUAAAAAAUCCAUUGUAAUGACUGAUUUCUGAACAGUUGAAAGAAGCAAUAAUCAAGCCAAGAAACUGCAAACAUUCUGAUUCAGAGAAAACAUACUGUCAGACCCACCAUAGUAACCAUUUUUCAGCCUAUUGUUUUUCGUCAUAUGUAUUCUGUGAUUAGCAGAGGACAGGGAAGGGAGAGUGGGUAGAAACACUGUCUUAAUUUUAAGAAAACAUUAUUUCCUGUAGCUAUUCAUAAAGAAUUGGUCAUCAAGUAUUAGAUAACAGUACUGUUAACAUUUAGCCAUAGUGCAAAUAUAUGGUAAAGUUUAUCCACAUAUUUAAAAAUACACUUAAGUAAUUUCCCAGGUAAAAUUAAAAUCUGAUGACUUCUCAGUUUGAAUAUGGAGAAGAUUCUUGUGUUAAUCCAUGACAUAAUACUACAUUUUUAUUCUUUUUGCGAAGAGUGAGACACUGUCACUGCUUCCCUUGUAAGUCAACAGUCUGUGAUACAUUCUAUACUUUUACUGACUAGCAAUGCAAUGUUAUUGUGAAUAAUUAAAUGGAACAUAUGUUAUAUUAUAUCAGAAUUUAAAAUUUUCUAACCUGAAAUUUAGUUCUCCUCAUCAGAUAAGUCAAACAAGUAUUAGUUUAUAUGGAAUGAAAUAAUAAUCAUUCUUAAAUAAUGACACAACAAAUAAUGGAAUUCUGAAUAAAAUGUAAAAUCAAACACAUAUUUUUUCUAUAUUCAUCUUCUUUUGACAUUGAAUUAUGUUAAUUUAUCACAUAUCAAUGUAAAGUUAAAAUAAGUUCUUAUGCCAUGUUCUCUUAUGUUCUUGUCAUAAUAAUUUUGGGCCUUCUGUUAAGUAAAUAUCAGUAAA
Equus quagga is the source of this 9068-nucleotide messenger RNA. RefSeq names its product potassium voltage-gated channel subfamily A member 3 (gene KCNA3). The transcript is spliced from 3 exons. Gene Ontology annotation, molecular function: delayed rectifier potassium channel activity; protein binding. The record is from RefSeq and is a predicted model, not a curated record. Gene Ontology annotation, biological process: potassium ion transmembrane transport; protein homooligomerization. Bases 125 to 1858 code for a protein of 577 amino acids. Lineage: Eukaryota; Metazoa; Chordata; Mammalia; Perissodactyla; Equidae. Gene Ontology annotation, cellular component: membrane; axon; voltage-gated potassium channel complex.